AUGGUUUCGCAAGACGUGGAGAAGGGGUCUCUCCACGACGACACGGGGGAAAGCCCUACGUCGACCGAGGCCGGAAACAAUGAUUAUCACGUCGACGAUGGCACCAAAUCGGAGCACCAGACAUUUGCACCCAUACGGACCACGCGGCCCGACACCACGGCCAAUGAAGGGGGCUUGUACAGGCCUCAGUCGGCGUCAUCAAGGUCUAUGACGCGCACGCGCUCCAACAACGGAUACGGCUGCGACGAUAACGACCUCGAGGGCGGCACGCCUCUGUCCAACGACCAAGGCGUCUCCGAUCCUUACGAGGUCAGGUUCGACAAGGGGAAUCUAGAUCCUGAUUGCCCGAGGAGCAUGCCCCGGGCGAAAAAGUGGCUGAUCGUAUUCAUAACCUCGUUAGGGAGCCUUUGCGUAACAUGCGCCAGUUCGGUGUACACAUCGACCUAUGCCCAAAUGAACGCCGAGUUUGGUUGCUCCAAGAUCAUAGCCACACUCGGCCUGUCUACCUUCGUCCUGGGCAUCGCAAUGGGCCCGGCAUGGUCGCCCCUGAGCGAGUUCUACGGCCGGCGGCCCAUAUACCUCGUCUCCUUUGCCCUCUUUGCCAUCUGGAUCAUUCCUUCGGCCGUGGCGCAAAACAUCGAGACCAUGAUCAUCGCCCGCUUCUUCCAGGGCCUGUCCGGAAGCGCCUUCCUCUCCGUCUCGGGCGGCACCGUGGGUGACUUGUUUGCCAGCGACGAGAUGUCGGUGCCCAUGGCGCUAUUCACCCUCGCUCCCUUUGUCGGCCCGAGUUUGGGACCGUUGAUCGGAGGCUUCAUCAACUUUCAUGUCUAUUGGAGGUGGACCCAUUGGGUUCUUCUCAUAUGGGCGGCUGCUCUCUUCAUCGCCCUCGCGGUUUUUGUGCCCGAGACGUUCCAUCCGGUCAUCCUGCGCAAGAAGGCCCAGAGACUUAGGAAGGAGACGGGCGAUGAGAGGUACAAAGCGCCCAUAGAACACGUGACCAAGUCCAUCGCGAGCACGGUUGGACAUUCUCUGCUGCGGCCGUUCCAGAUGCUCAUCUCGGAGCCCAUCUGCGUGGCCCUGGACGUCUACUCAGCCAUCCUUCUGGGCAUCCUGUACCUUUUCUUUGGUGCAUUCCCCCUGGUGUUUGGUGGCGUGCACGGCUUCAACCUGUGGCAGAUUGGCCCAACCUUCCUCGGUCUGCUCGUCGGCAUGUGUUUGGGUGUGUCGACAACCCCCUACUGGGAUCGAAUCCGCCAUCGUCUCAUCGCCAAGCUCGAGAAGGAGACGGGUAUCGAGGGCAUUAGUGAGCCCGAAUUUCAUCUACCUCAAGUCAUAGCUGGCGGUAUAAUAAUUCCCAUCGGGCUCUUUUGGUUUGCCUGGACGACUUAUUCCUCAAUACACUGGAUCGUCCCAAUCAUUGGUUCCGGUGUGUUUGGUGUAGGUAACAUGUUGGUGUUCAAGGGUAUAUUCACAUACCUGGUCGACGCAUACUCUACCUAUUCGGCCAGCGCCCUGGCCACAAACGUGUUUGUGCGAUGUGCUUUUGCCGAGAAAGCCUGUCGUACCUGGGACAACAUGGCGGACGAUCCUGAGCCCCACGAAGGUGAAGUCUCGGAUGGCAUGUCUGAGUACGACGAGCACGAUUCUCACCUCAAAGACGAAGACGACAAGAUGAUCGACCACAAGAUGUCCCCGGAUGCCAGCCAGGAGGGCGCCGCAGAGGUCAAGAAGAAGUACGACCCCAAAGACCCACAUCGGCCGAGGCGAAAGAAGGCCCGGAGAGCUUGUUACGCCUGUCAAAGGGCCCACCUUACAUGUGGCGACGAGCGCCCUUGUCAGAGAUGUAUAAAACGUGGUCUCGCUGAGGCUUGUCAAGAUGGUGUAAGAAAGAAGGCCAAGUAUCUUCACGAUGCACCUCCUGAAGCGCUUGGUCCUGUCCUUGGCCCAAACUUCAACAACAACAAUGCUCAGUCGCGGACUCACCCUCAUAGGCAAUCUGCCAGCGUGGCCUCUGAAGCAUCGUCGUCAAAUGUUAGAUCGACCUACUUCUCUCAACCGAGUGCCUCUUCAACUUAUGGGGUCUUUUCCCCAACAAGCCAGGUCACAACUCUUCCUGAGAGCAUAUCUUAUGCAGCUCAGCAGUCUCCCGUAUCUCCCACAUUUCAGAACCAUCCUAGCGCGCAAAUGGGGGGCUUGACAGUUCCACAAGUAUCUGGUGACAUAUCCAACUUCUCUUCUGCAUUCUUCGAUCCCAGUAACCCGGCAAUCUUCAAUUUCAAUCUAGAGGGCCUGAACUUUGGAAGCCAGUAUGGUGCCAUGGAAUUUAGUAUGCUAGGUCACAUGUCUUCUGGUGCUGCGGAAACGCCGCCCAGGGACCCUUCGAUCUCGGCACCCGGUGGUGGGGAUAUGACGUUUGGCCCCGGCAUGUUCAACAACGGCGUCGGCUAUGACAAGCUGUACGAAGGAAACAACGGUUUAGGUGGCCUCCUCGGGUUGGAUCAGUCAAACGGUCCCUAUACUCAAGGCAACCUGAGCCACGGGCUGCCGCAUGCCUACGCCAUUGCUGCUGGUCCCAGCAGCCUUCAGAGCCCAAGCACUGAAAACAACAGCCCGCAGCCGGCAGUCAACUUGGAUGGCUCUCCGACACCUGUUAACUACACAGGCUCCGGGAGCAGCUCGACCACGCAAGUAAAUGCAUCUACGCCCGCGGCGCGCCCAAAGGCGAACCCAACGCCCGGUAUAACCGCGAGGCUGAACGCACAGGCCGCUCUUGGGAAGCGGCACCGGGACUCGUCCCAAAUCUAUGAGAACGUCAAAGAACCAUACAUGUACGUUCGAGGCUUCCACAGACUCAUUGCCUUGCUCCAACGGCGGCUGUCGGCGGGUAAAAUCUCUCGUGUGGCCAAGUCUCUGGCGAGCAUACGGCCGUCUUUCAUAGCUUGCACACGCACGCUGAGCAGGGCGGAUCUCAUAUUUAUGGAGAAGUCCUUUCAGCGCGCGCUGUUUGAGUAUGAAGACUUUUUGCACCAGUCGUCCUCCCCUGCGCUGAUUUGUCGGCGCACAGGUGAGGUGGUGGCUGUGAACAAGGAGUUUACUGCGUUAACUGGAUGGAGGAAGAACGUACUUCUUGGCAAAGAGCCCAAUCUAAACUUGAAUACAGGCACCAGUAUCGGGAGCACAUCGGAGCCAACAAGUGGGCCGGGGACUGGUCGCGGUGGUCUAUCGACGCCUCGCAUGCGGGCCGGGAACUCGUCUGCGGCGGCGUCAGCUACGAGGGCAGAUCAGCCAGCCACGACAGCGGACUCAUCGGUAAGAAUUCCGGAUUCUGGACCUGAGCCGCUUUUCAUCGCGGAAAUCAUGGACGACGACAGCGUCAUCCAGUUCUACGAGGAUUUUGCGCAGCUGGCCUUCGAGAACAGCCGUGGAAAAGUUACCCGCAAAGGACGAUUGCUCAAGUAUCGUUCACCGGCCGCUCUUGACGACCCUGGCGUGGGCGGCGCAGCGGCCAAGGCUGAGACAAGUCCACAAGCGUUGCCACGCAAGAGCAUACUGAGCAAUCGCGUGGCCCGCAUCGACGGUGAGCAUGGCAUAUCCAAAAUUGAGCGGGAUGGAAAGGUAGAGUGCUGCUACACGUGGCAUGUACGAAGGGAUACUUUUGAUAUCCCUAUGAUGAUUGUUAUGAAUUUCCUUCCCUGCUAUUAUCCAAAUCAAGAGCCGCAUCAGUUGGCGGUCUGA
Pyricularia pennisetigena is the source of this 3735-nucleotide messenger RNA. RefSeq lists its product as uncharacterized. Bases 1 to 3735 code for a protein of 1244 amino acids. Gene Ontology annotation, molecular function: DNA-binding transcription factor activity, RNA polymerase II-specific; zinc ion binding; transmembrane transporter activity. Gene Ontology annotation, biological process: cellular response to starvation; regulation of DNA-templated transcription; transmembrane transport. The record is from RefSeq and is a predicted model, not a curated record. Gene Ontology annotation, cellular component: nucleus. Lineage: Eukaryota; Fungi; Ascomycota; Sordariomycetes; Magnaporthales; Pyriculariaceae. The transcript is spliced from 7 exons.